Molecule: messenger RNA, 1251 nt
Organism: Amaranthus tricolor (Joseph's coat)
Lineage: Eukaryota; Viridiplantae; Streptophyta; Magnoliopsida; Caryophyllales; Amaranthaceae
Exons: 4
Coding region: 1-1251 (416 amino acids)
Source: RefSeq, a predicted model, not a curated record
AUGAAAGAUGAAUUUGAUGCUUUAAUUGAGAAUCACACUUGGGAUCUUAUACCUCGGCCUCCUAAUGCCAAUGUUAUUUGGUCUUUGUGGAUUUUCCAGUUGAAAACAAAAUCUGAUGGAUCUUUUGAGUGCUAUAAGGCACGUCUUGUUGGUGAUGGUAAGUCUCAAAGAGAGGGCACUGACUAUGAUAUGACUUUUAGUCCUGUGGUAAAACCUGCUUCUAUUCGCGUUGUUUUGAGUAUUGCUCGUUCUCGAUCUUGGUCUAUUCAUCAGUUGGAUGUUAAAAAUGCUUUUCCUCAGCGACAUUUGAAUGAAACAUUAUAUGUGGACGAUAUUAUUCUCACUUCUUCUUACGAUUGUCUUCAUCAGUCCAUUAUGUCUAAAUUGAGUUCCGAAUUUGCUAUGAAAGACUUGGGUCCUCUUAGUUAUUUCUUGGGCAUCGCUGUUACUCGUACUUUUGCAGGUCUAUUUCUUUCUCAACACAAAUAUGCUGCUGAAAUAUUGGAGAAAGUUGGCAUGUCUCAACGCAAAACUGCUCCGACCCCUGUUACUUUCUUCAGCAAACUUUGUGCUAAUGUUGGCACUCCUUAUGAUAUGCCUACUUUGUAUCGUAGCUUGGCUGGAGCUUUACAGUAUCUUACUUUUAAUCGUCCUAAUAUUUCAGAUGUUGUUCAACAAGUAUGUUUAUUUAUAAAUGAUCCUCGAGUUGAACCUAUGGCUGCUAUUCAUCAUAUUCUUCGAUAUAUCCUAGGUACUCUUGAUCAUGACUUGCAGUUUUAUAAAUCCCUCGUUUCUUCUCUGAUCUCUUGUACUGAUGCUGAUUGGGGUGGAUGUCCUGAUAUUCGUCGCUCUACUUCCGAUUACUGUGUUUUUCUAGGUGAUAAUCUAAUCUCUUGGUCCGCUAAGCGACAGCCCACAGUUUCUAAGUCCAGUGCUGAGGCUGAAUAUCGUGGUGUUGCAAACGUUAUUUUGAAACUUGUUGGAUUGACAACUUGUUACUUGAGCUCCGCUGUUCUAUUACUACGGCCACUCUGGUUUAUUCGCACUAAACAUGUUGAGAUGGACAUUCAUUUUGUUCAAGAAAAAGUCAAACGUGGUGAUGUUCGAGUGCUUCAUGUUCCAUCUCCAUAUCAGAUUGCCAAUAUUUUUACAAAGGGUCUCCCUCAAGUCCUCUGUGAUGAUUUUCGCUCCUGUCUCAGCGUUCGCAAACCUCCCGAUUCGACUGCGGAGUUUCCUAAAACACUAAAUUGA